AUGAGAACACGCAUGGCUGAUGAUGCAUCUGAGCCAACAUUAUGUUGUAAAAUUGUAAUGAUAGGAAAUUCAGGUGUAGGAAAAACAAGUCUAUCACUCCGCUGGAUCAAUGGCGAGUUUAACAAGACAAUGGAACCGACAAUUGGUGCAAACCACAUGACAAAACGUAUCUCAGUUGAAGGGCAAGAUGUAAACAUAUUCAUGUGGGAUACAGCUGGUCAAGAACAAUUCAAGUCACUCGCUCCAAUAUACACUCGAUCUGCAGCUGCUGUAGUUCUAGUUGUGUCAACGACUGAUAUGGAAUCCGUAAACUCUAUAGAUUAUUGGGUUAACGUUAUUUGUGAAACUAAUGAUGUGAUUCCUCCUUUCAUUUUGGCAAUUAACAAAAAUGAUUUACGAAAGCCAGAUCCAGCAAUGGAAUCAUAUAUAAAUUCAAAAAUUAAUAAGUUCGAAGGCAUCUUUUUUGUUUCUGCACUUACAGGUGAAGAAAUUGAUAACUUAUUUUUGGGAGCAGCUUCAGCUGGAUAUCAUUUCGUCGUAAAUCAUGCAAAUCACCAUGUAACUGCAACGUUUCAAAAUUCCAAACAAGUUCAAUGCUGUUGA
Molecule: messenger RNA, 603 nt
Organism: Trichomonas vaginalis G3
Lineage: Eukaryota; Parabasalia; Trichomonadida; Trichomonadidae
Product: GTPase protein
Exons: 1
Coding region: 1-603 (200 amino acids)
Molecular function (GO): GTPase activity; GTP binding
Source: RefSeq, a predicted model, not a curated record